Messenger RNA from Chelonoidis abingdonii (Abingdon island giant tortoise), 3690 nucleotides. RefSeq names its product WD repeat domain 12 (gene WDR12). Lineage: Eukaryota; Metazoa; Chordata; Testudines; Testudinidae. Gene Ontology annotation, cellular component: preribosome, large subunit precursor; PeBoW complex. Gene Ontology annotation, biological process: ribosome biogenesis; maturation of 5.8S rRNA from tricistronic rRNA transcript (SSU-rRNA, 5.8S rRNA, LSU-rRNA); maturation of LSU-rRNA from tricistronic rRNA transcript (SSU-rRNA, 5.8S rRNA, LSU-rRNA). Gene Ontology annotation, molecular function: protein binding. The record is from RefSeq and is a predicted model, not a curated record.
UCCGGGCUGAUUGACUGCGGCUCUGAAACACGUGCUCUCUCUGCUGCGCUGUCUGGGGAGAGAGAGCUGAGGGCUGGGUCCAGCCUUGUGUCCUGCACUCCGUGUCAGUCCUCAGCUGGGCACAGGCGCACGCAUAGCCCCGGCCCAGCCUCGCCCUCUCCGACCCAAUGGCCCAGCUCCAGGCUCGGUUCUUCACCGAGAACCACAAGUAUGUAGUAGAUGAUGUUCCAUUCUCCAUCCCAGCAGCCUCUGAAAUUGCUGAUCUCAGUAAUAUCAUCAAUAAAUUGCUGCAAGCUAAACAUGAGGACCACAAAUAUGUGGAGUUUGAUUUCCUUGUCAAGGGCCAGUUCUUGCGUAUGUCACUGGUCAAACACAUGGAAGCGGAAAACAUCUCAACAGAGGAAGUGGUGGAAAUAGAAUAUGUGGAGAAGUACACAGCACCUCAACCCGAGGAAUGCAUGUUCCAUGACGACUGGAUCAGUUCUAUUGAAGCUACGGAAGAAUGGAUCUUGACUGGCUCUUAUGAUCAGACCUCUCGAAUCUGGUCUUUAGAAGGAAAAUCCAUCAUGACAAUUGCUGGGCACACAGAGGUGGUGAAAGAUGUGGCAUGGGUGAAAAAAGAUAGUUUGUCAUGCCUGCUACUCAGUGCCUCUCUGGAUCAGACUAUCCUGCUGUGGGAGUGGAAUGUAGAGAGGAACAAAGUGAAAGCCCUUCACUGUUAUAGAGGACAUGCUGGAAGUGUGGACUCUAUAGCAGUUGACUGCACAAGAACUAAAUUCUGCAGUGGAUCUUGGGAUAAGAUGUUAAAAAUCUGGUCUGCAGUGCCUACAGAUGAAGAGGAUGAAAUAGAGGAAGCAGCAAACAGACCAAGGAAGAAGCAGAAAAUUGAACAGCUUGGACUAACCAGGACUCCCAUUGCAACUCUUUCUGGCCAUACUGAAGCCAUCUCCUCUGUGCUGUGGUCAGAUGCUGAAGAAAUUUGUAGUGCAUCAUGGGAUCAUACAAUUAAAAUAUGGGAUGUGGAGACAGGAGGUCUCAAAUCAACUUUGACCGGAAACAAAGUGUUUAAUUCUAUCUCCUACUCACCACUGUGUCGGCGUCUAGCAUCUGGGAAUACUGACAGACACAUUAGAUUAUGGGAUCCCCGCACUAAAGAUGGUUCCUUGGUACUCCUCUCUUUGACUUCUCACACUGGCUGGGUGACAUCUGUAAAGUGGUCUCCCACACAUGAGCAACAGCUAAUCUCAGGUUCUCUAGACAACGUUGUCAAGAUUUGGGACACAAGGAGUUGCAAGGCUCCUCUCUAUGAUUUGGCUGCGCAUGAAGACAAGGUUUUGUGUGUGGAAUGGACUGAAGCAGGGUUGCUGUUGAGUGGAGGGGCAGACAACAAGCUAUAUUCCUAUAGAUAUUCAGCAACAACCUCUGAUGUUGGAGCAUGAAAAUGAAGGGCAAGAAGAUUUUAGAGGUUACUUUCCAGUAGCCCUAACCUGCUGGAAGAUUUUAGAUAACAUACAGUUCAGCAUCUGAAGAAAACAGCCUCCUAGAAAAACUGUCUGCUUCUACUUUGUACCGGAAAGCAGCCCUUUGUGGUUUUUGUAUUAUAGCAACAUGUAUAUGUAUUUGUAUUUAUAACAGAAAGACAGAACUACGAAGCAACCUCACACUUAUCUGGUCUGAUACUGAAAUCAAACAUUUGCCCCUUUUCUCUCAUAAGGACUAUAUAAAGAACACUGGAGUUUACUUUUAAUAAAAUGUUACUGAGAUUGCUAGACAAAUUACUCACUAGACCAAAUUAUUUUGUAUUAAUUCACAUUCUCUUUUUUAUAAAGAUUUUAUCUAUAAAGUUCAAUAUAUUAUGGGUCUGAACUCAAGUAGGUACUUGAGUUACACAAUUUCCAGUUGCUUCAGUGGGGGCUGGAAGUACUUAUUAGCUCAAGAUUCACCCUUCACCCUUGAACAAUGUCUGAUGCUGCUUCCGCUGAAAUAAAUGGAAUUAGGAUAAGGUCCUUAAUAGGGAUGUGAUGCAAAUUAUGUCACCAUUAUAGUUUCAAGGUGUUCUCUAUUGAUUUUAUUGGCAAAUGGAAUAUUUUGGUUCCUGUCAUUCAUAAGUUAAAGUGGUGUAAAUGUACACUUUAAAAAAAAUUACUGGCUGAUAUUGAAAAAAAAUACUAUACAGUAAUGCAUUAAUGGAAUAUCUAACUGCUAAGGAAACCCUUAUUGUGCAGUAUAGGGUGCCCUGUCCAAACUGAAGCUCUAAGUACCUGUUGGCAAAAAGACUGCAGACAAAGCAAUGUUUUAUCAGAGCCAUUUAUUGUAACUGUCUAUUCUGAGCUGGAUACCCCAAGGAGUUCUCUAUAUGAUUUUUUUUCUUUUACCCUCCCUCACAUGAAAUUAGUAAAUCAUCAUAAUCUGGUCUCUUCUGAGUAAUAUUUCCUAUUAAAUAAUAAGGGCUCAACAUGUGUGGGAGUUACCUGAGACGCAGUACUAGAACACAUUCUUCUUUAACAAAGAGCAAGUUAAGUGCUCAGAUCUCUCUCCAUAUAUUUUCACAUCAGCAAAUAACUUGCAUCGGAGAAUUUUCUUUACAAUUUAGUAGAAGCAAUCUGUGCAUUUAGCUUGGUUGAGGAUGUGGCAUUUAAUGCAUAAUCAGCUUUAUUUUAGAGGAUGUAGAUCAACAAUUCACUUGUUUUCUGGGGGGGGAGGAAAAAACAGAAGUUUCACAAGGCUUCAAUCUUGUAUCAAAAUAGUUAGACAUCCAUGGCGGCUCACUUCCUCCCGUGAGGGUACUGUUUUCAUUACCAGCUCUAGUGGAAGAGCUCUGCCCCAUUAAAUAGUAUACAAAUAGUUCAGGGUAUCAAAGGAACUAAUCAUUCCUAAACUACACAUUCUUGUUAUAAACCAACCCCAAACAUUUAAAGCCUGAGUGUUUUUGCAUUUUUUUAAAUAAUGAUAUGGGUCUUGGUUUUCAAUAAAAUUACAACAUAGUUAAGUCACAGGCUAAGAAUAAAGUUCCCCGUUUUAUUCUUCAUUGAGGACUGCAAAAAUCUGACUGCGUGUGCUUCAGAAGAUACCCAUGUAAAGACUUCAGAUUUGUUCCAAGAGUCUCUGACAGCAAUAAAAGAUAUUAAAAUAAUGAAGCAAAAACCAUUUAUGAAUUAUUAAAAGGGGAGAGAAUUUAGUUUUGUUGGUUUAAUUUUUUUCUUUAAAGAAUGUAAAAAUGUGGUAUUUUUAUACAUAGACAUGUAAUCCUUAGGGAAAACUGACUUGUAGAGGGGGGUCUUGACUGAAUAAAGACUGAUGGAGUGGCCUUUUAGUUGGAGUUCAGAGAUCAGUUUGCUCUCCUUAUCCUUUUAGAGUAUUCCAAAGGCCAUUUCUAGGUUUGUAAUUUACAUUCUUGCCUAGUCUUUAUAAAAGUAACUGAGGGAAAAAUUCUAUUUUCUGAUUUAUUUAUUUUUAACUUGGAGGGAAAAAAAAGGUCUGUGGUUUGAAUGUACAGUGACAAGGACAUCUAAACUUGCAUUCUGAUAUGAACGAUUAGAAGUAAAUAAUGUUCCAAAGGUUAAAAUAUACAUUUUAAUUGUAAAGAAAAAAAAAUCUCAUGCACACAACCAUUGUUACUGUGUUUUAAUCAGAUACUGCUGCUUAGCUGUGUUCUCCACCAGCAGCCUAUUAAAAAAAAUGGAUACAUCA